CGCCUGUCAGAAGCCUGUGGUGCUCCGUUUGGCUUAAACCCUUCCUAGGCAAACCAAGGGGACAGACGCACCUCACAUUCAGUGACAACUGAGCUACGUUGGAUGAAAACAUAACCGCCGUUGUAUAAAGUCUCUGCAUGGGGCUUUAAACCAACCAGUUUAUCAUAAUGGAGCACCCAACGAAGCAGCGUGCUCAAUUUAAAACGUUUUACAUAAUCUCUCCGACCGCCUGGAUCCGAAGCGCUCUCAUCCUCUGCGCGCUCCCGUCAGUGGCCGUGUCGAAGGACCUACCUCAGUGCAAAGAGACUGACUACUACUUCGAGUACACAGAGUGUGACAGCACGGGGUCACGCUGGAGAGUGGCCAUCCCACAGACCCAGGGGGAAUGCACUGGGCUCCCCGACCCCGUCAGGGGCACAGACUGCACCUUCUCCUGUGAUGCGGGGGAGUUUUUGGAAAUGUCAGCGCAGGAGUGCACGCAUUGCGACGCCGGAACCUACUCCCUCGGCAGUGGCGUCCGCUUCGACGAGUUUGACGACAUCCCCGCCGGCUUCACGAGUGUGACCACCUACCUCGACAGCGGGAACCACAUGGAGGACGAGCUCACCUGCAACGGCUCUUCUUGGGUUGCCCAGGGCAACUAUCUGGAGUCCAACAGGGAUGAGUGCACAGUGUCUCUGAUCUACGCCGUGCACCUGAAGAAGCCAGGCUCGGUCACCUUUGAGUACCAGUACGUGGACAAGAACAUCUUCUUCGAGUUCUUUAUUCAGAAUGACCAAUGCCAAGAACUGGAUCAGACGUCGGAUAAGAAAUGGAUCAAACCGACCGCUAAUGGAGAGUGGAGAACACACACAGUGAACCUGAAGUCAGGUUCCAACGUCCUGUACUGGAGAACCACAGGCAUCAUGGUGGACGCUAAAGUGGUGAAGCCUGUUUUGCUGAAGAACAUUCAGAUAGAGGGAGUGGCCUACACGUCCGAGUGUUUCCCGUGUAAGCCGGGCACGUUGAGCCGCGAGGCGGGCUCCUCGUCCUGUGAGCCCUGCCCCAGAGACACCUUCUCAGUCCACGGGGCCAGCUCCUGCACGUCCUGCGACAAGGACACGCAGUACUCCCCGGAGGGCUCUGCAGUGUGUAAGGCCAAACCUCCUUGCUCAAAGAAGGACUACUUUCAGAUACACACUACAUGCGACAGCGAGGGCAAGACUCAAAUCAUCUACAGGUGGAUUGAGCCCAAGAUCUGCCUGGAUGAUGUGAAGGGUGCGGUGUCGCUGCCCCCUUCUGGCGAACGCAAGCCCUGCCCUCCCUGCAACCCUGGUUUCUAUAACAACGACACGGCAACCUGCUCACCCUGUCCCCUGGGCACAUUUUCUGAAGGGAGCAAAGCAUGCCAGCGAUGCCCGGCUGGCACAGAGCCGGUCCUGGGCUACGAGUACAAGUGGUGGAACGUGCUGCCCGCCAACAUGAAGACCUCCUGCUUCAACGUGGGCAACAACAACUGCGACGGCAUGAACGGCUGGGAGGUGGCAAGGGACAACAUUCGCAGUGGAACGGGCGGCUCCGCUAACGACUACCUCAUUCUCAACCUGCGCGUCCCCGGCUUCAAGCUCCCCACAUCAGUCACCGGCAGCACGGGCAACGAGUUCGGCAGGAUCACCUUCGUCUUUGAAACCAUCUGUUCCGCAGACUGCGAGCUCUACUUCAUGAUGGAUGUGAACAGGAAAAGCACCAAUGUGGUGGAAUCCUGGGAAGGCAGCAAGGACAAGCAGUCUUACACACACAUCAUGAACAUGAAUGCCUCUGUGUCCUACACCUGGGCUUUUCAAAGAACCAACCAGGCCACAGAUGUGCGGCAGUACGUUAACGACAUCGUGAAGAUUUACUCCAUCACCGUGACCAAUGCCCUCGACGGGGUGUCAUCAUCGUGUCGCGCCUGUGCCCUGGUCACCCAACAGUCAGGCUCCUCCUGCGUGCCCUGCCCCGCCGGACACUACAUCGACAAGGGCGACAACCGCUGCCAGGAGUGCCCGCCAAACACCUACCUCAGCGGGCACCAGAUCUACGGACGAGAGGCCUGCGUGCCCUGUGGCCCUGGAAGCAAAAGCAACAAGGAGCACAGUAUGUGUUACAAUGACUGCUCAUUCUCUCACAUGGAGCAGAAUAAGACGUUUGUAUAUGACUUCAGUGCUCUGAACUCAGUGGGGUCCAUCAUGAAUGGACCCAGCUUCACCUCCAAGGGAACCAAGUACUUCCACCAGUUCAACAUCAGCCUCUGUGGAGCUGAGGGCCAAAGGGCUGCCGUCUGCACAGAUAAUGUCACCGAUCUGUCCAAUAAGGAAUCACAGAGUGGGGAGGCCACUGAAAUGUCCAGUGCAGUUGAGUCAUUCAUCUGUCAAUCAACCAUAAUUCCUGCAGAUGGGCGGGGCUUCAGGACAGCACUUUCCUCUCAGUCCAUCAGCCUGGCAGACUCCUUCCUGGGAGCUUCUGUGGAGAGCGCACUUGAUGGUGUCACUAUCAGGGCAGAUCUGUUCCCGGAGACCUCAAAGAAAGUACCAGAUGUCCACUUCUUUUACCGCUCCCCCCAGGCCACCGCCUCCUGUGAGAGUGGGAGACACGCCGUAGUGACCCUACGCUGCAACCCUGACAAAUCUGCCAGAGGAGAGCUGUCAGUGCCCAGUCAGUGCCCGGCGGGGACCUGUGACGGCUGCACCUUCAACUUCCUGUGGGAGAGUGCCAGCGCCUGCCCACGCUGCACUGAGGCAGAUUACCAUGAGAUUGAGGGGGCGUGCAAGGGUGGCGUCCAGGACACGCACUACGUGUGGAACGAGCCCAGGCUGUGCACCGCGGGCGUGUUGCUGCCGGAGAAGAAGACCUGGCCAUGCGAGGCCAUUGACUUCUGGCUGAAGGUGGGCGCUGGGGUGGGGGCCUUCUGUGCCGUGCUGCUCAUCUCCCUCACAUGCUACUUCUGGAAGAAGAACAAGAGGUUGGAAUAUAAGUACUCCCGGUUGGUGAUGUCAGCCAAUAAGGAGUGCGAGCUGCCAGCGCCAGACAGCUGUGCCAUCAUGGAAGGGGAGGGAGAGGAGAUGGAGGACGAGGUGGUCUACUCCAACAAGCCCUCCCUCCUGGGCAAGCUCAAGGCCAUCGCCACUAAGGGUAACGAAGACACCAGCGAAUCGGUCCAACUGAAGUCUUCGAAGUCAGAGCGAUGGGUGUGGGGAUAAAGAGAGAAAAAAGAAACAAGAUGCCGUGUCAGAGACUGAAGGAGAGAGAGAGUAAGAGAGAGAGAGAGAGGAGAAGAGAAGAGAAGAGAAAACCCAUCAGGGAAGAGAGGGAGUCAGAGAUGUUUCGACAGGGCCCCCAAGAAUCAGGAUUUUGACUCGGGAAGUUGUACAGUACCUAUCUGGUGGCCUUACAACCGGGUGGAGCACCCACUCCAAAGGGGAAUAUUUAUGACAAAUUCUGAUGGUUUCUGCUCAGGAAAAGAAGUGGAAAUUCAAAACAAAAAAAAACUUUAUUGAUUAUUUUUAUUGUAUUUUAUUGUGUUGUAUUUGAUUUUUCUUAAAAGUCAUUUUGUCACUGUGCUUUUUUUAUUGUUUCAAAUGGUAUGUAUCCAUUUGACUCUGUACAGAUGUGACCGCUCACCCCCACGUCCUCUUCCCCAUCCUGCCCCCCCCCCCCCCUCAGUGUCUCUCAUGCCUGGUCUGUGAGGUCCUCCUGGGCUUCACACUCCCAGACCCUCCCCUGACUCCUCUGGAGGAGGGCUGGCCUGUAAGGACCAAGUCAGAGGUGGGCCGGCUUGGUAAGCGACAGUGGCAGAGGACGCCUCGCUCUGCGCAUCAAAGCCUAUGGAGUUAUUCGUGUCAACAUCACAGUGUCCCUGUCAUGUCCUUAGAGUGACAUUCCAAAUAUGUGCGAAAUGGGUACUAAUCCUACAAAAGCCAAUAUAAAAGAGAAAUGAUUAAGCUAGCUAAAGGAAUGAAUGAAGUGAUCCAUGUUAUGAAAGGGUUGCUAUAGUCUUUAUUUUUUGCUGCUUGACACUCUUCGGUGCUGUUUUAGAAGCACAGGACCUUUUUGGGGUGACAUGAGGUACCAUAGAAAUUAUAACCUUAAAUGACAGCCUGAGCUAUUUGAUAUCAGUGUGCUGAUGACAGAUCAUGUCCUUUAUUUCUAGAACAUUACUACCCACCCAUCCAGCCCCCAACCCCUAUUCUCAACCCCUUCCCCUCUCCGCCCAUUCCUCCCCCCCCGCAUAUUUAAAGUAAAGGCAAAUGAUGUGUGUUUGUGUGCAGCUCUGAGUGGAAUUAACUCAGCAGUCUUUGGUCUGUCAGUGAAUUUUUUUUGCUUUGUUUUUCUUUUUUUUUUUCCUUCCUUGUCUUUCUCUUUUUUUGUCAUAAUAAAUACUUGUUUGCACUGAA
This is a messenger RNA of Clupea harengus (Atlantic herring), 4412 nucleotides long. It is a transcript of the gene elapor2a, whose product is annotated as endosome-lysosome associated apoptosis and autophagy regulator family member 2a. Gene Ontology annotation, cellular component: membrane. The coding region runs from base 168 to 3218 and encodes 1016 amino acids. The record is from RefSeq and is a predicted model, not a curated record. Gene Ontology annotation, biological process: positive regulation of BMP signaling pathway. Lineage: Eukaryota; Metazoa; Chordata; Actinopteri; Clupeiformes; Clupeidae. The transcript is spliced from 22 exons.